Molecule: messenger RNA, 2814 nt
Organism: Hypoxylon fragiforme
Lineage: Eukaryota; Fungi; Ascomycota; Sordariomycetes; Xylariales; Hypoxylaceae
Product: spindle assembly checkpoint component Mad1
Exons: 2
Coding region: 232-2496 (754 amino acids)
Biological process (GO): attachment of mitotic spindle microtubules to kinetochore; mitotic spindle assembly checkpoint signaling
Cellular component (GO): mitotic spindle; kinetochore; nuclear envelope
Source: RefSeq, a predicted model, not a curated record
AACUUAGUUACCUACAUGUAGGUUAGGCGUUUAAACGUUUAAACGCAUGCAAUUUAUUGCUAGGCCAGCCGGAAACAACAAAAACAAUUGAACAGUUCAUUGUUCUUCAUCCUGCACAACUGGAUUUCUGAACAAUUAAGAAUUAAGUAUUAAGAAUUACACACCGGGACUUUUCAAAUAUAUCUACAUUACUUAUUUCGUUAUACCUAUUCUGCCACUUGGCGCGGCUCCAUGGCAGGCCAAUUCCGUCAAAGUCCUGGAGGCUCAGCGUUUUCGCGAUCGAGGGUCACCUCGUUUCGUACCUCCGUCCAAAAAGCCACCCAACCCUCUUAUAACUUCCUUACCGGCUCCGAAGAUGUAUCAGCCUCCCAUCAUGCCAGGCCUUCCUCGCGACACAGUCACGUUGGCGGUCAGUCGCAGCGCGCGUCGUCGCAUGAAAGCUUUAAAGAGAAUCUCGCGCCGCCUGAUGCCGAAGAGUACGAGACACAACGAAAGCGAAUAGAGGAACUCAAGGCCGAACUCGCCACUAUGCGCUUCAAACUAGAGAACUACGAGCAGGAGAAGGAAAUGUUUGCAUUGCAACACGACUACGAACUACGAGAUGUACGACGAAAAGCCGAGGACGACUUCAAACAAAAGCAAGCAGCCGAAGGCGAUAAAAACAAAGCCCUGCGUCAAUACGAAACCGUGCAAACCGAACUAUCAGAGCUUAAGGAAAGCUCAGCAAGAGAAAAGCUCGAAGUAGAAAAGAAGGCCCGAGAUGCAGAGGAUGAGGUGCGUCUCCUGAGAGAACAACUGGAGGACUUAUCGGCUGCCAAAGAGGAGGAAGACCGAAUGGCCCAAAAGAGAGCAAGCGACAUGGAAACACAGCUAUCGAAUCUGCGAGAAACUAUCCAGGGACUGGAGCAGGAUAGCCACGCACGAGAGUCUUCGAUGCACGCCAUUCAGCAGCAGCUUGUGGACAAAGACAAGCUUAUUGGCGAAUUAGAGGCAGAUGUAUUACGACUUAAAGCACAGACUGGCGACGCUGAGACUAUUGCUAUUAUUCGUCGCGAACUCACCGAGCAGGUGCAACAUAUUCGGUCGCUGGAAUCGAAGAACAGCAAACAACACACCGAACUGACCCAUUUACGUCAAGUACAUAAGGCUGUCGAGAUUGUGGAAGAAGAGAAACGAUCGCUACAGCGACGACUCGAAAUCGCCGAAGCCCUGGAGCCUGAGCUAAAUGAAGCUCGGCUGCAAAGACAACGACUAGAAGAUGAAAAGCUGGCUUGGACUGCUUAUCUACAGCGCGCCAGCACUGAAGGUGGACUGAUGGAAUUAGACACCCCGGAGGCUGUUGCGCGUGCGUUAGUCGAAGAGCGGUACAAUUCGGCAUCUCUUGUCGAGAGGUUGGGUGAAAUACAGCCCCAGAUUGCCGAGCGUGACGAAAUCAUCAAAUCUUUAGAAAGUGAAAAGAAGAACCUAUCUGCGCAGGUCGAAAAGUUGAAGAUUACCGCAGCCCCUGCAUCAGCAACCAAGGCAGUGGCACGAGUAGAACGUCAACGCACCCUUGCCGUCAAGGAAGUCGAGUAUCUGCGCGCCCAGCUCAAAGCUUUCGAUGCGGAGGACGAGACAUUCAACAGCGUAAAUUUCGAUCAGAACAAGGUUGACCGCGUCACCGAGCUCGAGCAACUUGUUGAUAAUUACAAGGAAGAAAUACAGGCCCUGCAUAAGGAACUCUCCGCGUUAGAGUCAUCUGUUGCCGCGGGAGAGCCUGUUGUUGGCUCUAAACGCAAAGCCGACGAGUCAGAAAGCGAGCAGCUGGGCGAACUGAACCGAAAACGCAGGAAGUUAGCCGACGAGCUCUCCAAGUUACAGACGCAGCAUCAAGUCCUACAAAAGGAACACGAGGUUGUCCAGUCACGUCUCGCGGCCGCCGAGUCCGCCAACAAGACGCGCAUCCUGUCCCUACGCUCAAACCCCACGUCCGACUUCGAAGCCAUCAAGGUCGCCACCCUCGAGGCCCUCAAGCAAGAAAACAAGGACCUGCUGUCCCAGCUCCAAAAACAAGCCCGCCGCGCCCCGAACCCAAACACGCCCCUAAUCCCCGCAUCACAGCUCGCCGCCGCCCGCCGCGAGAUCGAAGAAGCCCAGCGCGAAACCGCGUCCGCGCAAAAGACCACGCGGCGCCUGAAGGAAGUGUGGGCGGCGAAGUCGCAGGAGUUCAAGGAGGCCAUCUUCAGCACGCUGGGGUGGACGGUGACGUUCAUCCCGAACGGCAAGAUGCGCGUCGAGUCGCUGUACUGCCCCUCCGCCACCGACGAGCAGGAGAACAGCAUCGUCUUCGACGGCGAGCGCGGCACCAUGAAGGUCGCCGGCGGCCCCCAGAGCCCCUUCGCUCGCCGCAUCGCCGAUCUCAUACAGUUCUGGGUCCGGGAUAAGGGGUGCAUCCCCGGGUUUCUAGCGGCCCUGACGCUGGAGUUUUAUGAUGAGCAGACUAGGGCUGCGAGGUAGGGUGGAUGUGUGCUGCUGCAGUUAGUACAUGCUAGGAUGCUGGUACUUUGAUGAAACGCACGACUUUGAGUGACUAAGUCGGCUGGCUGAUGGGGGGUUUUUUUUUUGGUUUGGGUAACGCUCGAAGAAGAAGAAUCUCUUCUUCAUGAUGAAACUUGAUUUUUUCUUCUCCCCCCUUUUCAAAUAUGAUACCUACCUACCUACCUACCUACCUACCUACCUACCGAGAAGGGGGGGGAGGGGGGGGGUAUUCUUUCCUUUGCUACAAAACGGCGUGUUGCGGGCGUUGAGGCUGGAUGGAUACCUACAUACGAUGGG